CACGCUUUCGUCAACUUUCCCCUUCCCUUCCACCCAGUCCUGGUUGCUCUGCAAAACCUGUCUCUCUCUCUCUCCCCUCUUUCUCUCUCUAAACACACAGAGAGAAGGACAGAGGAAGACUCAGAAAAACCCACAGACCCUUUGAACCUUUUGUCUCAAAAAUCACAACUCCUUUUGGAUUUUGCCAAUCCUCCAAAAUCUUCCCAAAAUUUGAAACUUUAUUGAAAAACAAGCGACCCCAAAUCUUUAAUUUUCUCAAAGAGCACCAGAAAUCCACGAAAUGGUUGUCGGAUUACAGAGGAAAGUAGCAGUUGUCGGGGUUGUUGUUGGGAAAAUGAGGGAUGUUUUCGUGGCUGGCAAGGAUAGCGUGUACGUGUUGGAAGCCAUUGCGGAGAUAUGCCCGUAUGAACAAGGAUGAGGUGGACGACUCGUCGUUGGAGGACCCUUUGCUGUGGUGCAGAAGCCUCGACAGGCACAGCUAUGGAGAAUUCUCGUUCGCUGUCGUGCAGGCCAAUGAAGUUAUUGAGGAUCACAGCCAGGUGGAGACCGGCCGAGACGCCACCUUUGUUGGUGUUUAUGACGGACACGGUGGACCUGAUGCUUCUCGCUUCAUUAAUGACCAUCUCUUUCUUCAUCUCAUGAGACAUGCUCAAGAAAAGGGAACCAUAUCUGAAGAUAUUCUUAGAAGUGCCUUUUCUUCGACGGAGGAUGGGUUCCUUACUCUUGUGCGUAGGACUUGUGGAAUAAAGCCAUUAAUGGCAGCAAUUGGGUCUUGUUGUCUGGUUGGAGUUAUCUGGAGAGGAACAUUGUAUGUUGCUAAUCUAGGAGACUCUCGAGCAGUAAUUGGUUCUAUAGGUAGAUCGAAUAAGAUAGCUGCUGAACAGCUAAAUAGGGAGCACAAUGCAAGUAUGGAGGAGGUUAGACAAGAACUCAGGUCCUUGCAUCCAGAUGAUUCACAUAUUGUUGUUAUGAAGCAUGGCGUUUGGCGUAUCAAAGGCAUCAUACAGGUGUCUAGAUCUAUCGGUGAUGCAUACUUAAAGAGGCCAGAAUUUUCUCUUGAUCCUGAUCCUACAUUUCCGAGAUUCCACCUAUCUGAGCCCCUUGGCCGGCCUGUGCUAACAGCAGAACCAUCUGUAUGCGCUAGGGUUCUACAACCCAAUGAUAAAUUUGUAAUAUUUGCAUCCGAUGGGCUAUGGGAGCAUAUGACAAAUCAGGAAGCUGUGGAGAUUGUACAUAAUAAUCCUCGAGCAGGAAUUGCAAAAAGGCUUCUCAAAACAGCUUUGAGCGAGGCAGCUAGGAAAAGGGAGAUGAGAUAUGAUGACCUUAAGAAGGUUGGAAAGGGAGUUAGGCGGUUCUUUCACGAUGACAUUACGAUUGUUGUCAUUUUUAUAGAUCACGAUUUACUGGGGAAGAACCAACCCGCACCUGAGCUUUCCGUAAGAGGGUUCAUUGACACUGUUGGACCGUCAAGUUUUAACAUGUUCAAGGAUUGAUAUGAUGUGAAGUCAGUAUAACACCCAGUAACUCGAUUGGCUGGGUCUGGUUUUAAGAAACCAGCUUCAGCAAGUUUUAUUCUCCUUCAACAUUUUUCUAACAUUGGGUUGUUUUCUUCCAGUUUUUCUUUUAUAUAAACUGAUUUCUUUCCAUAAAACUAUGCACCCUAGGCAAAGCUAUGGACAAGCUUCAGAUUUUUUUCGAGGUUCAUAAGUUGGAGUCUGUAUACACCCGAAAGCUGUGCAAUGUAUUUCGAUUUAAUAAAUCCGUUCUUGUUACGCCUUUUCAGUUACUGUAGGCGUUUUAAGAAUGUGAAGCCAGCGAAGUACUGCAACGCUUAUUCGUCCUGUUUGAUGAGUUGCAUCUUUAUUAACAAGUUGCUGGAAAACCAAUGGUGUAAAUCUGAAAUGCAGAAUUCUGGAGCUAUCUUGUUUUAUAAUGCAGACCAUUACUUUGAAAUCUUUCAA
This is a messenger RNA of Malus domestica (apple), 1961 nucleotides long. RefSeq names its product probable protein phosphatase 2C 68. Gene Ontology annotation, biological process: peptidyl-threonine dephosphorylation. NCBI's taxonomy places the organism in Eukaryota, Viridiplantae, Streptophyta, Magnoliopsida, Rosales, Rosaceae. The record is from RefSeq and is a predicted model, not a curated record. Gene Ontology annotation, molecular function: cation binding; protein serine/threonine phosphatase activity.